Knipowitschia caucasica is the source of this 285-nucleotide messenger RNA. The record is from the annotation of a GenBank genome assembly. Lineage: Eukaryota; Metazoa; Chordata; Actinopteri; Gobiiformes; Gobiidae.
AUGUUACCGACACAAACAAAGACGCGCGCUCAAACCAAAUCAUCCGGAGCGACCGUCCGGCGCGCGCUCAGCGAGACGGACGCGGCGCAUGCAAUAUUAAACCGCCGCGUCUGCCCGUGCCAAGACGCCCGCCCCCAGGCUCCGCGGCCAUCGGAGCUCUCCCUCAAGGUGACACUUCAAAGGGGCUCCUCUGUCGGCAUGGAUCCAGCCUCCGCUACACCCCCUCCCUGCACCUCCACCUCCACCUCCUGCUCCAUCCUCAGCGUUUUAUACUGCCACCUCUAG